CCCUUUGUGCUCCCCCCUUCUCCUCCCCCCAGGGUCCUAUAAAUAGGCCCAGCCCGGGCUGUGGCUCAGCUCUCGGAGGGAGGCAAGCACCAGGCAGCGGUCUCCAGCCAAGCCCCCUGCCAGCAUGGCCAGCGAGUUCAAGAAGAAGCUCUUUUGGAGGGCAGUGGUGGCUGAGUUCCUGGCCAUGACCCUCUUCAUCUUCAUCAGCAUCGGUUCUGCCCUGGGCUUCCAGUACCCGAUAAGGAGCAACCAGACGACAGGUGCCGUCCAGGAUAAUGUGAAGGUGUCCCUGGCCUUUGGGCUGAGCAUUGCCACGCUGGCCCAGAGCGUGGGCCACAUCAGCGGAGCCCACCUCAACCCGGCUGUCACGCUGGGGCUCCUGCUCAGCUGCCAGAUAAGUGUCCUCCGGGCUGUCAUGUACAUCAUAGCCCAGUGCGUGGGGGCGAUCGUCGCCACUGCCAUCCUUUCGGGCAUUACCUCCUCCCUGCCCAACAACUCGCUUGGCCUAAACGCGCUGGCCCCUGGCGUGAACACGGGCCAGGGGCUGGGCAUCGAGAUCAUCGCCACCCUGCAGCUGGUGCUGUGCGUGCUCGCCACCACGGACCGGAGGCGCCGGGACCUCGGGGGCUCGGCGCCACUCGCCAUCGGCCUCUCUGUGGCCCUGGGGCACCUGCUGGCCAUCGACUACACAGGCUGCAGUAUUAACCCAGCCCGGUCCUUCGGCUCCGCGGUGAUCACGCACAACUUCCAGGACCACUGGAUUUUCUGGGUGGGGCCGUUCAUCGGAGGAGCCCUGGCCGUGCUCAUCUAUGACUUCAUCCUGGCUCCGCGGAGCAGCGACCUCACAGACCGCGUGAAGGUGUGGACCAGCGGUCAGGUGGAGGAGUACGACUUGGAUGCCGACGACAUCAAUUCCAGGGUGGAGAUGAAGCCCAAAUAAGGGGGCCUGGCCCAGGCAUCCAUGUUGGGGGGGCAGGGGCGGGUG
This is a messenger RNA of Mesoplodon densirostris (Blainville's beaked whale), 985 nucleotides long. RefSeq names its product aquaporin 1 (Colton blood group) (gene AQP1). Lineage: Eukaryota; Metazoa; Chordata; Mammalia; Artiodactyla; Ziphiidae. Bases 125 to 940 code for a protein of 271 amino acids. Gene Ontology annotation, biological process: hyperosmotic response; carbon dioxide transmembrane transport; renal water transport. The transcript has 4 exons. Gene Ontology annotation, cellular component: membrane. The record is from RefSeq and is a predicted model, not a curated record. Gene Ontology annotation, molecular function: ammonium channel activity; carbon dioxide transmembrane transporter activity; glycerol transmembrane transporter activity.